AUGUGUAGAUCCGGACACGGCGCAAUGCUCCGGAUACACCUGCAUAUCCUUCGGAUACUGUUGUUUCUGCUGUUUUCCUCAACAGUGGUGUCCAGCAUCCGUUGCUACGAGUGUGAAAAUGGUGUUAAUCCAGCUUGUGGCAAGUACUUCAAAGCGUAUCAGUUCAAGGCGAAGAAAUGCGGUGACGGCAGUCCUUACUACAAGUGCGCCCUCCAGCGCCAGACAGAAUCAGAUGGAUAUGUCGGGAUUGCCAGAGUUUGCUAUGAGAUGGGGACACUGUAUGGCCUUAAUGAGACGGAUGGUUGCAGGGAAUGGACUAACGAGAUCGGGUUCACCGCCCUCUACUGUUUUUGUUCCACAAAUCUCUGUAACAAGGGAAACAAUCCAUCGUUGGACAACUUGCUAGUGAUGACAAGCGCUUUAGCGCUCGUAUACUCUUUCUUGUUCCAUUAG
Messenger RNA from Ylistrum balloti, 453 nucleotides. RefSeq lists its product as uncharacterized. The transcript has 3 exons. The record is from RefSeq and is a predicted model, not a curated record. Lineage: Eukaryota; Metazoa; Mollusca; Bivalvia; Pectinida; Pectinidae. Gene Ontology annotation, biological process: regulation of synaptic transmission, cholinergic; positive regulation of voltage-gated potassium channel activity; sleep. The coding region runs from base 1 to 453 and encodes 150 amino acids.